AUGACUUCAAGAACAAGUCUUUUGUUCUCGUUUCCUUCUGUCCUUCAACGAACCGCGCGACCACUAACCACAAAAAUAUCCUACUUGAGAGUCGCCUCAGUACGUGGUAGAUGGUACAGCAGCGACCGGGGCUCAUCACAACCGAAGGAACGAUCAAUCACCGCUCAAGAUGCCGAAAAUUCGCCUGACCUUUCUCACCUGAAUCCACCGCCUGACGAUUAUUCUCGGUUUAUAUUUCAGGACAAAUGUCGCUCCACAAUAUAUGCUGGGUCGGGUGGCAAUGGAUGUGUCUCGUUCCUGCGUGAGAAGUACAUCGAGGAAGGGCCGCCAAACGGGGGCGACGGUGGAAGCGGCGGAAGCAUCUAUAUCCAAGCUGUCGAGGGCAUUACUAGCCUGCACAAACUUGCUCGUCGAGGAGUAAUCAAAGCUGGAAGGGGCAAGAAUGGACAAGGGAAGAGCAAAGGAGGCAGGCGAGGAGAGGAUGUUUUACUACAAGUUCCCGUUGGGACAGUCGUGCGAGAGGUAGAGCGGUACGACCCAGUGGCGGAGGAACUGAAGCGUCGAAAGGCGCCUGCAGUGGAUGUCGACGAGCUCGAUGAGAUCGGGCUUCCCUCAGUCCGUCAAGAUCGCUGGGUGCUCUACCCGGGCUCCAAUCCUUCCGAUUUCCUGACCACGGCCUUUCCAAGGAAUCCUCCUCGAAGGCAAAAUAUAGCCGCUAUGGAACCCAAAGCGCCGAUAUACCUCGACCUUUCAAAACCCAUGGAUAAGCCGAUCUUGCUGGCCGCCGGAGGCGUCGGCGGUCUGGGCAAUCCCCACUGGGUAUCUCGUUCGAUCACUCGGCCAAAGUUCGCGUCUAGGGGAGAAGGGGGUAUGCGCCUGGAGCUUGAAUUUGAAUUAAAGCUGCUGGCCGAUGUUGGAUUAGUCGGGAAGCCGAAUGCCGGUAAAAGCACGCUUCUUCGUUCAUUGACCAACAGCCGCACGCGCGUUGGAAAUUGGGAGUUCACCACGCUCUCGCCCAGUAUCGGGACUGUCGUUAUCGAUGACCACAAGGGAAGGCCGCUUGUUGAGGCCAAGGGAAAGGCAAUGCGGACCAACUUCACCAUAGCAGACAUUCCAGGUCUGAUAGAAGGCGCACAUCUCGACCGUGGCCUUGGAUUAGGCUUCCUGCGACACAUUGAGCGGGCGGGUAUUCUGGCCUUCGUGGUAGAUUUGAGUGCAGGAGACCCUGUGCAAGGCCUUCAAAAUUUGUGGCACGAGCUUGGGGAAUAUGAACGGAUACGUAACACCGACCCUGUCUUCGAAAGCGAAGAUGAAUGGCAACCGACUGGAGGUCUGCCUGAACUCACUUCACAACAUCCCGUGUACGACUUAGCUUCUCCAUGGAAUCCUACGACGAAUACCCCUGACAACAUGAAAGGACAGCUCCCUUCUCUUGAACUUCCACCUAUUCACACAAAACCUUGGUUUGUCGUGGCUACGAAAGCCGACUUGCCAGAAACUCAGGACAGAUUCAAGGUCCUGCGAGACUACCUCGCUGCCGUUCAAAAUGGUGCGGUCGACCACCCAGGAGGAUACCCAGAUGGUUGGAAAGAGAAGGUCUGCGCCGUUCCAGUAAGCGCCAUCAGAGGCGAGGGAGUCAGUCGAAUUCCAAGGCUUGUGUUGGAGCUGCUAGACUAA
Aspergillus viridinutans is the source of this 1677-nucleotide messenger RNA. RefSeq names its product GTP-binding protein Obg. Gene Ontology annotation, molecular function: GTP binding; magnesium ion binding; GTPase activity. The transcript has a single exon. NCBI's taxonomy places the organism in Eukaryota, Fungi, Ascomycota, Eurotiomycetes, Eurotiales, Aspergillaceae. Bases 1 to 1677 code for a protein of 558 amino acids. Gene Ontology annotation, cellular component: mitochondrion. The record is from RefSeq and is a predicted model, not a curated record.